ACGUGCAGCCCAUUGUUUUUGUUUUCGCUUUGCAAUGCAACAGAACUUAAGUUUGCUGUAAUUUGUUAUAAUUUUUUAAGAAAAAGGUUUAAAGCAAUUAAAAUAUCGAAUAAAAAAUGGUUAAAAGAAACAAAAAUUCUGUAGCCGAUGCGGUCUAUGCAAAAAAGGCCGUAAAAAAGGAGAAUCCCUUCGCCAAUGCCACAGCAGCAACUUCCAAAAGGCUGAAUCCGUUUGAGGUGCACAUGAACAAGGAGAAAUUCGUUAUACUGGGAAGAACAUGUAAACAUGACAAAGGUUUGCCGGGAGUUUCCCGGGCCAAGGCAGUUAAGAAGCGUCAAGAAACAUUGGGGCAAGAAUAUCUAAGGAAAGAUAAGACCAACAAAUUCAAAGAUCGUCGCAUUGGAAAGUACUUAAGUGGUGAUCAAUUGAGUGAGGAAAUAAUGAAUGCCCGUUUUGUGGCAGAUAAAAUGGAACGUAUGAAGCAGUCAAAACAAUCACGCUUCAAUUUGAAUGAUGAUGAGAUACUCACACAUCGUGGCCAGACCUUGGAGGAAAUUGAACAAUUUCGAGAUGAUCGUUCCGAUGAUGAUGUGGAAGACGAGGAGACUUUAGAUGCGGAGUUUACUGAAGCUGCCCACUUUGGUGGCGAUGAGGCAGUUGCUGCCAAAGACCGCAAAACUGCCAUUGAGGAAAUGAUUAUAGAACAGAAACGUCGCAAGGUUGAAAUUGCCAAGGAAAAGGAUGAGCUCUUUGAUUUGACCGAAAAAUUAGAUUCCAACUAUAAGAAUCUCAUUGGUUUAGUGGGUAAAAUGACCAAAAGUGAAAUGAAAAGACAAGAACCGGAUGAUUAUGAUCGCUUAACGCGUGAGUUAAUUUUUGAGCCCCGAGGUGUUGUGGCCGAUAAAUUGCUGUCCGAGGAAGAAGUUGCCAAGAAAGAAAAAGAACGUUUAGAGAGGUUAGAAAAUGAACGUUUGCGAAGAAUGAGAGCUGAUGGUGAAGUGGGCGAGGAGGAGGCAUCAAAACCUAAACAUCGAUCUGCCGAUGACUUGGAUGAUGGCUAUUUUGCUUAUGGCGAAGAGGAGCAGGAAGAUGGCACUCUUGUGUACAAUAUGGAUGGUGAAUUGGGUUCCAAACACGAUAACAGCACGGAAAAAGGUGAUGGAGAAGAAGACGAGGAAGGAGAAGAGGAAACGGAUAAUGACAGUAGCGAUGCAGAGGAAGAUGGUGAAGAAAGUGGCAGUGAGGGUGAAGAAGAAGAAGCUGAGGAGGACAAUUUAAGUGAUUUAAAAGUCAGUGACUCGGAAGCAGAAGAUUCUGAAGCAGAAACAAAAGCAAAAAAACCCAAAGACACAGCCAAAGAAAAACCCAAAAAGGAAACCAUUGAACGUUCGGACUUACCAUUUACCAUUGAAAUGCCUAAAAGUUAUGAAGAAUUUGUCAAGCUUUUAAAGCAAUACAAGCAAAAGGAUCACCCCAUUAUAAUUGAACGCAUAAUCAAAUGCAAUCAUCCCAAACUGGAGGGUGUAAAUCGUGAGAAAAUUGUUAAACUAUUUGCAUUUCUUCUACAGCUGCUUAAUGAAAAAUUUGCCGACGCUGGACCAGAUGAUAUCCGAGAACAUUUUCAAUUCUUUUCUUCCAUAAUGCCUCAUCUUUUCGAUUUGAUACAUCUGAAUACUGAACGUAUGUCCAAUAUUUUAAUGGAUGUCAUUAAAGAAAAGUAUGCUGAAUUUAAGAAAAAUUCCAAACAAUAUCCUCCGUUGGAAGUGUUAAUUUAUUUCAAAAUAGUUUCAAAUUUAUGUUCCACCUCUGAUUUUCGUCAUCCUAUUGUCACUCCUUGCUAUAUAUUUAUGCAGCACAUUUUAUCCAAAGCUAGAGUUAAAAGUCGCCAGGAUAUAGCCAUUGGUCUGUUUCUGGUUACUCUAAGCUUAGAAUAUGGCAAUAUCUCUAAACGUUUCUUACCGGCUGCUUUUAAUUUUUUGCAAGGCGUAUUGUUUCUUUGCAUACCCAAAAGACCUGUAGAGGUGUUGAAAGUAGUACCACCAUUUCAGAGUCAAGGUCCUCUAAGUAAGCUAUUGGCCAUACCAGCAGAUUCCAGUGAUUACAAAGAUAUUAAAGAGGAGACUCUACAAGCUGAGGAUCUUGUUAGUCAAACAAUCAACAACGAGUUCAAAUUAAAAGCCUUAAAUCAUGCAUUGCUGCUGACACAGGAUGCAGUUACCAUGGUUACUGAUAACAUAGGCUGCAGCUUACUGGUUGAGCCUUUAUUGGCCAUGUUAGAUAAGCUAAUCAUCACAGAGGCCUAUCCUGCCUAUAUAAAAUCAAAUUAUGAAAAAACCAAAUUGGUGCUAGAAUCACUAACAAGUAAACCUCUCAUCAAAUUGGUGCCACCCGAAAAGAAACCCAAAGCUUUGCGUUUAUUGGAGCCUCGCAUUGAAACUGUGUACGAUGACAAACGACGUCCAAAACUUUCCAAGGACAAGGAGGAAAAGGUCAAAUUGGUACACAGAAUUAGGCGCGAGACUAAAGGGGCAAUACGAGAAAUUAGACGUGAUACCGAGUUCCUGCAGAAAAUGCGCAUACAGCAACAAUUGCAAAGUGACAAGGAGCGCCGAGAAAAGGUUAAACGUAUUUACGCCGAAGCCUCUCUACAACAGGGCGAACUUAAUGCCUUGGAUCGAGAAAAAAAGAAAAAGAAGAAAUUUUAAUGUAACAAUACUAGUAGUUUUAAAAACCUAUACUAUUUAUACAUGUAUUAAUUAGUAAUAC
This is a messenger RNA of Stomoxys calcitrans (stable fly), 2766 nucleotides long. RefSeq names its product nucleolar protein 14 homolog. NCBI's taxonomy places the organism in Eukaryota, Metazoa, Arthropoda, Insecta, Diptera, Muscidae. Bases 117 to 2705 code for a protein of 862 amino acids. The record is from RefSeq and is a predicted model, not a curated record. Gene Ontology annotation, biological process: maturation of SSU-rRNA. The transcript has 4 exons. Gene Ontology annotation, cellular component: Noc4p-Nop14p complex; small-subunit processome; nucleolus.